UUUACUAAAUCAAACUGACAGCGUUUCAAAAAAGUGAAAUUCCAGAUUUGUUGUUACCUAAGUGUGCAUAUUUUUAAUCUUUAGAUUUUUUAAUCUCAUCUUUUUUAAUUAUUACUUUUUAUGGAUCUCUAUUUUUUUAAGUUUUUAUGUAUUUUUAUCAGAAAUGCAAUUUUAAGAAACGUGAAGUUGAUAUUAUAGUCACUUUACCUACUAGCUAAUAAAAUAAAAAGAGGGCCCUUUAAAAAAAAUCAUCAUUAUUUAGAAACAUUCCUUCUAAAUCCAUGUUCCUUAUAAAUAAAAAAGAAAAAAUAUUUUAAUAGCAACAAACAAACCUAACCUUGUACUUUUACUGUAAUUCUAUAGAUAUUUUUUUUGUUCGCUGAAACUGUAGGUACAGCACUCUUCCGUUAGCAAAACUUUUCAUGCAGUGUUAUAUGAAAUAUAAAUAUAUAAAUAACAUAUGAUAGAUGUAAAAUUGUUAAUCUUAUAGAAGCUGAAAGACAUCUAUAUAAUCGCAAUUGUGUUAGUGCUCCUGAUGAUCGAUGCUGUUUUUUUUCUUCUUUGGAUGUAUGUCUCACCAUUUGAAACCAGCAAAGUCGAAGUAUCUCGAGAGUUACUGGUAAAAGAUGACAUUCUGAAAAAAACAGUUCAAUUCCAAUGCACAUGCGAGCACAGAAAUGUUUUCUUUAUUUCACUUUUUGGUUUAAAGAUUCUGCUGCUUUUAUUUGGUAUUUUUAUUGCAUGGAUGACAAGAAAUGUUACAAUUCCAGUACUGAAUGAUUCUCGAUAUAUAGGUAUUGCCAUAUAUGUAGUCACUUUGACAGCUUUACUGGGAAGCAUUGCUUCAAUAGCUCUACACAGUAUCAAUCAUUUUGAUGGAGGUUACAUUGUCAUUGCAGCUACUGUAAUCAUUAUUACCACCGUCACAAUGAGUGUUGUGUUAUUGCCAAAGAUCAUGCUGCUGCUAACAAGGGAUCAUUUAGCCCGACGUUUGACCACGACCAGUAGUUCUAUAUGCAUACCUAAUUCCGCCAUCUUUCAAAAUUAUGAACGAAGAAAAUCUAUUGAUGGAAACUUACAAAGUGUCGACUCACUAGGCAAUAAUAAAAGUUCGACAAAAGACGCCGUAAAACGCAGAUCAGAUAGUGAGGUGUUUGCGUAGCCCGUCAUAGGAUUUAAAAUUAAUAUGUAAGUGGGACAAAUGAAACUUUAAGAAAGAAGAGAAAAGAGAAGAAGAAACAUAUAAGCACAUAUAAACGUCAGGGCAUAUAUUCUCACUUAUAUAAAGUUGGCUUUAAUGUAUAAACAGUUUGUUGAGGUUAAGCUGCACUGAGAAACAAACGACUUUUACAAUGGGUCAGAAACUUCUGAGUACAUUUUUGCACCGACUCACGACAGCUGGGGGGGAACGUUUUCGGGCUCGUCUCCUGCAAAUGUAUCACCGUUAUAAGCUCAAGCUGAUCCAGUACUUUAAUUUGCUAUUCGCGAAAACGAUUGUGAUUCCAUCAUGAAAUCCAAUAACAUUAUUGAGGUCGGUAAAGCAUCUGGUCUUAGAGCACGUCUUCGUCGUUGUAGCUUGCUGCAUUUAUAUGUUCAUUUCCCACAAUACUUGCGUAUUUUUCUAUUUUGUAUUUGUGAUGAACCAUAGGGUGUAAAUAUUAUAUAUUUUUAACAUGUGUAAAUAUUUUUGAUGCAGCAUAAAAUAUUUUAUUCAAUAAAGUUACACAAUUUUAGCAAAACCCUUGUAUUUGAACAUUUCGCAACACAUCCCAGCAACUCUAAAGCCGAAAUCUACUUCAAUUUUAACACGUCCGUUCAAAUCGCGCACAUUAAAGCGCGCAAUAUUUAAGAGUGAUUUUUCUGCGCUGUUUGUUUUAAAAAUUAAAAUCAAUUUGAAGUUUUUGUGAAAGCUGAUAACGUAAUUUAAUGAUUUCGACCAAUAAGUUUGCUUCAAUCGCCACUUUUUUUAUUUAAAACGCUUGUUUCCGUGUCUAGGGACUAGGUUAAAAUUUAAGCAGUGGUUGCUAAGAAUGUUGCUACGAGGCAGAAUAUAUGGGCAACAAUAUAUAUUAGAGAAAAACUUGCAACCAUAAAGCCAUUCCCGAAAGCAGAGUCAAUGUUAAACUGCGCAAAAAAGGUACAAAUAAAUCCCGUUAAGACAAUUUCGGUAAGACAAAAAUUUAAAAAAAAUGUAUUGUACUUGUAGAAAUUGUAGGAAAACUGUCAAUAACAGUGAUCAACGACAGUUGAUCUUUUCGUAGCUAAUCUUUCGAAACAAUUUUUUUUUUUUUACUGUUUCUCUCCUUUCCCUAAUUAAGGCAUUUGUUUGUAAAUCUCUUCAAAAUUUGAAGCAAAUAAACAAACAAGCAAACUUCUACAUACUGCUGCAACAGGUUCGACGGGUAAUCCUUUCCACGUUUAUCAACCAGACGCUGCAACUUUUUUAUUUCUUUGCAUCGCUUUUCUUCUCUUUCCUACCUUGCGCGUCACACACAGCCUAAAGAUAAGUUGUUAUCUCUUUUAUUAUAUCUAUGUAACAACAUAAAUAAGGCUAAAAUACUUCAUGUGUAUGCAUCUUCUCCGCCGCUCCUUUAUCGGUUGCCAGCACCACCGUUACAACUGUCACCACCGUCAAGCCCAACACACCUGCUACUGGCGUAUGCUACAAUACCACCAUAUCCGUCACCACCACUACUACAAUGGCCGCCACCACUGGUACAACCAAGGAGGUUCAAAGAGUGAAGAAAUAAUCUUCCGUUUAUUCUUCAUGAUUCUUACAAAGCAUGUUCUUUAUGAGACCUAACGAUGUACAAUUUCGUGCGUGGUACCAUCCAUCCUGUAUUCUUUCUCCUCUUUGACUCUUUAAUUUUGUAAUUACCGCACAUUCACACGCAUCAAAACUUUUAGACUUAGCCUAUGAGGAAUUUUUUAGCAGGAUAUUAAAAACACGUUUGACUAGAUAUAACUUAAUAAAUUCGAUUGAAAUUUAAAUUGGUAUUGAAAACUGGUAUUUUAAAUAGUAACGAGUUCAAACAUAACCAAAUUUAUGACUUUAAAAGGCUUUUCGUCUCGAUGACGUGUAUAGUGUAUAGGCAGUGGCAG
This is a messenger RNA of Hydractinia symbiolongicarpus, 3102 nucleotides long. Its product is annotated as gamma-aminobutyric acid type B receptor subunit 2-like. The transcript has 4 exons. Gene Ontology annotation, molecular function: G protein-coupled GABA receptor activity. Bases 536 to 1162 code for a protein of 208 amino acids. Gene Ontology annotation, biological process: gamma-aminobutyric acid signaling pathway; G protein-coupled receptor signaling pathway. The record is from RefSeq and is a predicted model, not a curated record. Gene Ontology annotation, cellular component: G protein-coupled receptor heterodimeric complex; membrane. NCBI's taxonomy places the organism in Eukaryota, Metazoa, Cnidaria, Hydrozoa, Anthoathecata, Hydractiniidae.